Aspergillus puulaauensis is the source of this 1662-nucleotide messenger RNA. RefSeq lists its product as uncharacterized. The transcript has 2 exons. The coding region runs from base 1 to 1662 and encodes 553 amino acids. The record is from RefSeq and is a predicted model, not a curated record. NCBI's taxonomy places the organism in Eukaryota, Fungi, Ascomycota, Eurotiomycetes, Eurotiales, Aspergillaceae.
AUGUCCUUCCAAUCGCCUGUCUCGAAAUGUACGACUAUAAUUCCAUCGCUUGGUGAACUCCAAGGACUCCAAUACACAAAUGGAGUGCAGCAGUUCUGCGGAAUCCCCUACGCUCAGUUGACCAAGCGAUGGACAAGAUCAACGCUGAAUACUGCUUGGAAGGACUCCAAGCAUGAUGGAACUAGGCUGGGAAACAACUGUCCUCAUCCGACUUCCGAGGACGAAUCCGACGACCUUGUUCCAGUCCCUCCAGCUGCCCACUUAAAAAAUCCUCCAAGAGUAGACGAACUGACCGGCCUUGUCAUGAACAUCGCCAUCCCACCAAAGUCAACCAAUCCUGAGAAAAAAUAUCCAGUAAUGGUCUACGUCCAUGGAGGCUCUUUGCUCUACGGAGGUGCCAACCUCCCCAUCUUCGACGCGGUGAACCUCGUCUCCCAGAGCACCGAAAUGGGCACGCCAAUCAUCUGCGUCAACUUCAACUACCGCGUCGGUCUAGGCGGAUUCCUAGCCAGCAACGCAAUACAGCGCGAGCUAACAGAAGACGGAUUCCACGGCUGCGGCAAUUUCGGUUUCACGGACCAGCAAGUUGCCUUUGAGUGGGUGCAGCGGUAUAUCGACGCCCUGGGUGGCGAUCCAGACAAUGUCACUGCUGUUGGCGAGUCUGCUGGUGGGAUUUCAAUAAGCAACCAGAUUUCUGCUGCGAAUCCGCCGCGUUUCCGUCGUGCAGUAUGUAUGUCUGGUCUGUCCGUGUCGAUUCCGCCGUGGACGAUGGAGCAACACGGGGCGCUGUUUCAGGCCGUUUGCCGGUAUUUCCGCAUUGACUCGUCGCGGUCUGAUGUGCUUGGCUGUCUUCGAGAGAUACCACAGCAGGACCUUGCGAAUGCAACGCCUAUAAUACAGGGCGUGCUAUCUGGGACGGGGAAUCCAUGUCUGGACGGGUGGUUUUAUAAGAACGAUACUGACCCAUGUGAGAUCCAGAGGGCACCAUCGUGGCUUGAAGCUUUAAUGAUAGGUGACACCUACCACGAAGGGAUCAUAUUCCAUUUGAACAUCCCAGACGACAGUUUCGACUCAAUCCGUCAGAUUAUGGUAGAGCAUAUCAGAUCGGAAAGCGAAGUGGACCAAAUACUUACAGGGUAUGGUAUUACCCCAGACAUCCCUCAACGCGUCCUCAUCGAACGAGUCGAACAUAUGUGCGGGGACGCAAUAUUCAAGAUCCCCAACUAUGCCACUGUGCUUGCCAAUUCGCAUCUUGCAAAUCAGGGCGCCCUCUUCAUGUACCACUUUGACCAGCGCUCGCGACUCAAGAACGCGCUGGAAGGGACGGCGUACCAUGCUCAUGAACUGCUCUAUCUGUUCCAGAAUCUUACUAAUGAGAUGGAUGAAGGCGAGAAAGCUAUGGCGAGGAAUUUUGCUGCUGCUUGGAUCAUGUUUUGUAAUGGCCAGGCGCCGUGGACGGCCCGUGGGCCUGAAAGAGAGUGGAAGGUUUGGGGUCCAGAGAGUGUCAAGGCUAUGCGGACAGAAGAGCAGGAUGAAGACAUUCGCUCGUAUACGGGAAUGCAGCGGAUGCUAUCUAUGGGUGGGGGAGAGACGUGGAAACGAUGGCUUUCUGGAGUUGAUGCUUUGGUAAAUAAGAGAAUGAAUAUGGGGAAAGCUGCCUAG